Molecule: messenger RNA, 459 nt
Organism: Spirometra erinaceieuropaei
Lineage: Eukaryota; Metazoa; Platyhelminthes; Cestoda; Diphyllobothriidea; Diphyllobothriidae
Source: the annotation of a GenBank genome assembly
AUGGCUGGUGCGACUUUGCGCGAGGAGCAGCUGGAAGAACUGCGCGAGGCUUUCGCUCUUUUCGACCGCGACCACGAUGGUUUUAUUUCGCUGUCGGAGAUGAAAACGAUGAUGAAACAGUUCAGUCGCGCCUGCACGACAGAAGAAGCCAGGGAAAUAUUUGGCAAAAUUGAUACAAACAAUGAUGGUAGAAUUGAUUUUCGGGAAUUUGUUACCAUGAUGACACCCUUGAUGGAGGAAGGAAAAAGCGACGACCUACACUACAAGAUGGCGUUCGAGUUUUUUGAUAAAAACAACGACGGGGAAAUUACAACAGCGGAGCUUAAACAAGUGUUGCAUACCCUGCAUCUCAGACUGACGGAUGCAGAGAUUGAUGAGAUGAUUUUGGAAGCAGAUUCGGAUGGAAAUGGGCAGGUUUCCUACGAGGAAUUUACAAAAGUGAUGAAAAAGCAUACGUGA